AUGAGUGCGGCUGCGGGGCUCGCCCGGCGCACCCCCGUUCACGGCCAGGGGUCGCCGACCGCGCCCGGGCUACGCCGUAACCCCACUACGGAGCUACGGCUCGUAGCUUCCUCUUUUGUUUUAAUUUCACACAUCUACUCGUAUAUAAUGCUUCACGAUAAAAUGCAUUUUCCCCGGGCCCGGAAGAAUCACGGUGGCCACGUCACCGGUUACAUAAGCCGCGCCGGGGGUGGGGGCGGCUUACGCAAGCCGGGCGGCGUGCGGCGCGGGGGCGGAUCGAUGCGCGGCCGUUCACCCGCCUGCAAUGCGCCGCCCGGCCGCAGCGCAGCCCCUGCAGCCUAUGCCGCCCUGGUACCUACGUGUCUGCGCGCUACGCGGCUCACGCGCCCGGAAGAGCUGCACAGACAGACAGACAGGCGGGCACUGCUGUACACCUUGCUGUAUAGUGUAGAGCAUCAAUUGUCUGUUAAAUUCUUCCUGCGUUUCUCCUCGAACGUU
Iphiclides podalirius (scarce swallowtail) is the source of this 498-nucleotide messenger RNA. The record is from the annotation of a GenBank genome assembly. Lineage: Eukaryota; Metazoa; Arthropoda; Insecta; Lepidoptera; Papilionidae.